This is a messenger RNA of Paramisgurnus dabryanus, 1952 nucleotides long. Its product is annotated as chymase-like. Lineage: Eukaryota; Metazoa; Chordata; Actinopteri; Cypriniformes; Cobitidae. Gene Ontology annotation, biological process: proteolysis. Gene Ontology annotation, molecular function: serine-type endopeptidase activity. The record is from RefSeq and is a predicted model, not a curated record.
CGGUGUUGUUAAUAGUAAGAUGUCAAUUCCACACAGCCACCCAUACAUGGUCUACAUUCGUGACAAACAUUCAGCAUGUGGUGGAUUUUUGAUAAGAGAAGAUUUUGUGAUGACGGCUGCCCAAUGCAAUAGUGGUCAUCUCAUGGUGUAUUUGGGUGUUAAUGACACAAAUGAUUUACCUGAGGGUAUAGAGGUCGAAGCCUUCACAUAUAAAUGUUUUGCAAAGAAGCCAGAUGAUGACAUCAUGCUACUAAAGCUGAAAACCCCAGUAACUCUGAACGAGACUGUGAAUAUAAUUUCCCUGCCAGAAACUAAUAGAGAGGAAAUCUCAACUAACUGCAUGGUCAUGGGUUGGGGCCGGCAGGAAUACAAUGAGUUUACUCCAUCAAGAGUCCUGAGAGAAGUGAACUUGACUCUUUUAGACUCUAAAAAUUGUGACACACCUCACACUUUAUGCACUCAGGAAGAAGCCGGACCAGCAGGGGGAGACUCUGGCAGUCCACUAAUUUGUGGAAAUGUCCCACAGGGCAUUGUGUCUUACUACAAACACAAGUCUAGAAGCUACCUUACAAUGUAUACUAAAAUCUCUCACUACCUUCCAUGGAUUCAUGAAAUGCUGAAUGUACACAAACUAUGGAAGUCAAAGCUGGAUGCAUUUAAAAUAUCUGAUAUUAGAGUGUGUAUGAUUGUAAAAAUUACCAGUCCAUAAGCCGGAUCAAAUUAUUACUUUCUGCAGCUACAACCUACAUUGUUUAUUUGUAUUACAAAUAAUCUCUACAACAGGUGUUAUCUUGUAAAGUUUAUUGAUUACAAUGAUUUAAUAAUUGUGUUUCACGAACAUGUCCUGUGUCUCUUUUGUCUUGUGUUUUGUACUGUAAUUUUGUUUUUAGUUCUUGUUAAAACAUGUAACUGUCACGAUGUCUAGUUGGUGUUCCCUGGGUGGCCACUAGAGGCCUCUUCCCCACACUGUCAUAUUCACCUAGAACUGCAUUUCCCAUCAUCCUGUCUGUGUCAUCAUUGAUCAUCGCACUCAGCUGUUCCAACUCACCUUGUUAGUGUUUGUGUAUUUAAACCCUAGCCGUUUCUCAAUACCAGGUACGCCAAACUCGGACUUGUGUCCUUUGUAGUUCGAACUUGCAAGUUCAGACUCGGAAGAACGAACUCCUGACGCGAAAGGCAUUCUGGGAAACUUCGCUGUCAUAAGUCCACACAAGUCUCCUCUGAUGCAUCCUCGAUAAAAUGGGCGGAUCAAGAACACAUCCGGGGAUUUUGUGUGAACUUGGGCUUGAUGCGAACUUUGAAAUGGAACAUGACUUGGGCCGCGGCUGAUGACGUUUCACAAGUCCACAAGAACACAAGUACAGACAAGAACGCAUAUUGAGAAACGGCUCCUGUCUGUUCAAAUUAUGUUAUGGAGUCCCCCUUAUAGGUUACACUUUAUUUUGAUAGUCCACUUUAGACAUUCUACUAGCUAUAAAUAACUUUGCAACUACAUGUCAACUAACUUUCAAUAAUUUGCAACUAUACGUCAACUAACUGUCAUUAGAGUAUUAUUAGACUGUAAGGGUUGGGGUUAGGGAAGAGGUAUAAGUUAGUGGAAUAAGUUGACAUGCACCUGAAAAGAUACUUACAGUCAGUUAAAUGUCUGUUGAGAUAUCAUCACAAUAAAGUGUUAGUAGAUACUAAGCAGACAGUCUACUAAUUCUCUAAAGAUUGGUAGUUGAUAAGUAGUUGCAAAGUUACUUGUAGUUAGUAAAAUGUCAAAAAGUGGACUAUCGAAAUAAAGUGUUACCUUGUUAUAUGUCACACAGCUUUCUUGUAUAGUGUUCUUGUUUGGUUUAUGUUCUAGACUGUUUAUUUGGAUUUUGACCCUUUGCCUGAUGGCUGAAUACGAUUUUGGAUUACCCUUAUUAAACUGCACUAGGUAAUGCUGCUAUACACAGAGAAGGAAG